GAGAGGGAUUGGGAGCGAGAGAGGGAAGGAGUGAGGGAAGCUAAACAGGUGGUCUGAAAAAACACAGAAAACAAUGUCGUCCGGCGGGGAGAAGCGGAAAGACCUUUAGUCCUUGCUUCUCUGAAGGAAUACAGCCGAACCAAGAAAAAACAAACCCAUGCUCCUUUUUUUAUCUCCACACCGAUUCCUCCUCCUCCUCCUCCUCCUCUUCUCGGUUUUACUCCCAAGACCUCGGAUACUAAAACCAUGAAAGUCACGGUGUGUUUUGGCAGGACCCGGGUGGUGGUGCCGUGCGGGGAUGGGAAUAUUAAAGUGCACACACUCAUCCAGCAGGCUGUCAUGAGAUACAAGAAGGCCAUCGCAAAGGAUGUGAGUUACUGGCUGCAGGUGCACAGAUUGGAGCACAGUGACGGCGGCAUCCUCGACCUCGAUGAUGUUCUCUGCGACGUGGCGGACGACAAAGACAGGUUGAUAGCAGUGUAUGACGAGCAGGAGCCCCACCAUGGAGGCGACGGUACCAGCGCCAGCUCCACAGGGACCCAGAGCCCCGACCUGUUUGCUGCAGACCUCAGCGCCGGCAGCGGGGCCUCGGCCUUCCAGCCGUACCAGGCCAACAGCGAGAUCGAGGUCACGCCCUCCGCCCUACGCACCAAUAUGCCCCUCCACGUCCGGCGCAGCAGCGACCCCGCCCUGCUCACCAUCAACGGGCCCUUCAACGGCGGCGAGUCGCGAGUUCAAACCGAAGAGCCGCAGCCGUCGAGGAAGAACCCGACCCGCUGGUCCACCACCGCCGGCUUCCUGAAAGCUCGACACAACUCCGGCACCAACAGCCUGGAGAGGAAGGGCAAAGCUAUGGACACGUAUCGCAGUCUGCCUCGGGACGCUGGGACGUGGGCCAAUCAGAGAGAGUUUCAGAGAGAGACCGCCCGCUCGUCGCUCAGCGCCAAUCACCCCAUGGUGGACCGCUGGCUGGAGAAACAGGAACAGGAGGACGAGGCCAGAGAAGAAGAGAACGGCCGGAUCGAGCCGGUCGGUCGAGCAGACUCCUGCAUGGACCACACCCCCGUCCGGUCCCUAGAAGAUAUAGUCAAACUGGUGGAGGUGUCAAACGACGGUGGGCCCCUGGGGAUCCACGUGGUGCCUUUCAGUGGCAGGGACCGCAGGACUCUUGGCUUGUUGGUCAAGCGUCUGGAGACGGGAGGCAAGGCGGAGCAGCAGGGCCUCUUCCAGGAGAACGACUGUAUCGUCCGUAUCAAUAACGGAGACCUGCGGAACAUCCGCUUCGAACAAGCCCAGAACAUGUUCCGCCAGGCGAUGCGUUCCCCCGUCAUCAUGUUCCAUGUGGUCCCGACAUCGAUGAAGGCGCACUACGAGCAGCUGUCCCACGCCGAGAGGAACCCGGCGUACUCCUCGGGCCGCUUCAGCCCCGACUCCCUGAGCGGCAGCACGGUGUCCGCCAUAGACCACGCCCCGCACAGGAUGUCCCGGCACGGUUCCCAAACGCACCCACACUCCCAUCCGCACCCUCAACCCCAACCCCAUCCUCAUCCUGAUCAGACCGAGGGUUACCCCCCCGUGACUCACCCGGUGGGCAACGCAGCCAAGCCGCCCACAGGACACACACCCCUACCUCAGAGGGGGCUGAACGCUACGCCAACGGGAGGAUUCACCAAAAAGGUCGGGAGGAGGCUCAACAUCCAACUAAAGAAAGGUCCAGAGGGACUCGGCUUCAGCAUAACUUCUCGAGACGUUCCCAUCGGCGGGUCGGCGCCCAUCUACGUGAAGAACAUUCUUCCUCGGGGAGCUGCUAUCCAAGAUGGCCGCCUCAAAGCAGGCGACCGGCUGCUGGAGGUGAACGGAGUGGACCUGAACGGGCGGACCCAAGAGGAGGUGGUGUCUCUGCUCCGGGCCACACCCAUGGGGGGGGCUGUGGGGCUGCUGGUUCUACGGCAGGAGGACACCUUCCUCCCCAGAGAAGUGAACGCUGAGCCGCAGAUGCAGAGCCCCAGAGAUUUGCAUCCCAGGCAGCCCGCGACAGCAGUGAAACCCCAUUGGCUGAUCGAGAAGACAGAGGAGGACGAGUUGGUCCUGACUCCAGACGGGACCAGAGAGUUCCUCACCUUUGAGAUCCCCCUCAGUGACUCGGGGUCGGCGGGGUUGGGUGUCAGCGUGAAGGGGAAUCGCUCCAAAGAGAACCACGCUGACCUGGGCAUCUUCGUGAAAUCCAUCAUUAACGGAGGGGCCGCCUGCAAGGACGCGCGUCUUCGAGUGAACGACCAGCUGAUUGCCGUCAAUGGAGAGUCGCUAUUGGCCAAAACCAACCAGGACGCCAUGGAAACGCUGCGCAAGUCCAUGUCGACGGAGGGAAACAAACGUGGGACUAUCCAGCUCAUUGUGGCCCGACGAGUGGCCAAAAGAAACGAGGAGAACCCGGGGAGCCCGCUGGGGGGGAGUCAGCAGACCAUGAACAGCUCCCUGGACGACCACGAACGCAGGAUCUCCCACUCGUUGUACGGUGGCCUGGAGGGCCUGGACGACAACCUGAUGCCACGACAGGGCAUGAUGCCGCGCACCAUAGGAAACUACCAGCUGUCCCCGACCGUCAACAUGCCGCAGGACGACACGGUGAUCAUCGAGGACGACCGGCCGCCCCUCCUGCCCCCCCACCUCUCCGACCAGUCGUCCUCCAGCUCCCACGACGAUGUGGGCUUCACCGCCGACCUGACGCCGCCGUGGGCCAAAGAGCCGCCGCCUCAGAUCGACAGCUCCGUGAAUCCAGAUGAGAACGAUCCGGAUGGCAGUUUUCAAAGGGAAGGCUUCGGGCGCCAGAGCAUGUCGGAGAAACGCACCAAGCAAUUCGGCGAUGCGUCUCAGCUCGAGAUCAUCAAGACGCGCAAGUCCAAGAGCAUGGAUUUAGUAGCCGACGAGAUUAACCUCACCCCUCGUCCCGCCGCCAACACAGGUUCCUCCACAAAGGACGUGGGACCGUCGCUCGGCUUGAAGAAGUCCAGCUCUCUGGAGAGCCUCCAGACGGCUGUUGCCGAGGUAACCCUCAACGGUGACGUCCCCUUCCACAGGCCACGCCCCCGCAUCAUCAGGGGGCGGGGCUGCAACGAGAGCUUCAGGGCCGCCAUCGACAAAUCCUACGACCGACCGGCGCCCCCGGAGGAAGACGACGAAGGCAUGGAGACAUUGGAGGAGGACACGGAGGAGAGCUCUCGCUCAGGGAGAGACUCUGUGUCCACGGUGGCCGACCUGACCCCGCUGUCCGGCACCGAGAAACCCCUGGUCAACGGCACCAACCGCACCAAAGAGGAGAAGAAGAAGGACAAAGACAAGGCGGGGAAGGAGAAGAAGAAGCCGGAGGGCGGGAAGGAGAAAGACAAGGGGAAGGCCAAGAAGGGCAUGCUGAAAGGACUCGGCGACAUGUUCAGGUUUGGGAAGCACCGUAAGGACGAGCGGCCGGGGGAAAAGUUGGAUCGGAAAGGCUCCAGCAAGUGGAGGACGGAGGAGUCGCAGGUUUCUGACGAGGAGACGAUGAAGAUGAGGAUGGAGCAGGAGAGGAUCCAGGCCAAGACCAGGGAGCUGAGGGAGCGCCAGGCCCGGGAACGGGACUACGCCGAGAUCCUGGACGUCAGCCGCACGCAGGAGAGGGCCUCCGAGGAGGACCACCCAUACGCGGGCAUCAACGCCCUGAACUGCUCCGUGGACAGCGGGCACAGCCGGCCCCACAGCCCCCGGGACGAUUACCCCCACAUCCACCCGCACCACCAGCACCAGCACUCCGACUCCCUCUACACCCAAGUGAAGGCCCGCAACGAGCGGCCCCCGUCUGCAGACAGUAGCCGGCUAGCCCCCAGCAACCACGACCGGAUACAGAGGCUGCGGCAGGAGUUCCAGCAGGCCCAGACCGUCCCCGAUGACCCGGACGACCGCAGGAGGACCUACAGCUUCGAGCAGCCCUGGACGAACGCCAGCAGUAACGGUCAGGGCGGGUACAGCCAGCCCGGGCGCCACUCGGUGUCGGUGGAGGUCCAGAUGCAGAGGCAGAGACAGGAGGAGAGGGACUCCUUCGCCCAGGCACAGAGGCAGUACAGCUCCCUGCCACGGCAACCCAGGAAGAACCCCAGCACCAUCUCCCAGGACUCAUGGGAUAAGGCCUACCCGCCUGGCGAGGGCUUCCAGACGGCGAAGGACAACCCUAGGUACUCGAGCUACCAGGGAUCCAGGAACGGCUACCCGGGUGGGGGUGGUGUUAACGCCCGGGUCCUUCUGGAGGCCCAGGAGCUCCUGAGGCAGGAGCAGAGGCGGCGAGAGCAGGAAGCCAAAGGGAAGUUAAUUCAGGAGAGCAUGGUUAGCAGCAGCUAUGAAGGGUACCCUACAGCGCACCUGAAGGACCCCGCCUCCCCCAAGGGUCCGUACCGCCACGAUGUGCCGCCCUCGCCUUCGCAGUUAGCGAGGCUUAAUAGAAUCGGUUCGGAAAAAGGAAGACUUUUUUAUUCUUGAGGAGUAUUCUUGGAGUAAUGGACGAAACGCUGAUCAGAGAACUUGCUACCGGAGCUAAGGGGGAUUACCUUAAAGAGACAGCAGAAGUGGACGCUACAAAAAGGGACAACCUAGAGGUCUUAUAGCCUAGCGAUGAUCUUAGCGGUAAACAGAUGUGAAAUGUGCUCAGUAUGUGGGUGUUCAUGUUAAAUCCCUCGCUGUGCCGAUGACCUAUACCCGUCAGUCCGUCACCCUCCUACAGACGCUCAGUGCCUUCUCUGCGUUCACCAACACCAUGCAUGUUAACAUUUGUCCAGGACUCUGAUUCAUCGGGGUCUGGCACCACCGUGUACUGACAAUCAAAUGGGCAGACAGGCGAGGGAGUGGGCGUUCUUACGAGCCCAUGGGGAGGCGUUAACUUCUGUGGGUUCUGUGUGUGUGGGCAUGUGACAACUCACAUGUUUCACCAUCAAGAACGUGUGUCACGGCUUCACAAAGUGCCCCGUGGAUGACUCGUCCUGUCGGUCACAAAAUCAUUUUCAUUUUCAUUUUACGUUCAACCCCCACCGACACUUUCCCAUUCUGUUUUCUCGACUCCUCAGCGAUCGAGCAUCUCUCGCUCGAGUGCCCCCCGGGGAGAAGAGAAAACAAGGCAAAGUGUAUGAAAAAAGGAGGGCACAGUAUGUGUGUGUGUGUGUGUGUUAUUAAUAAAAAGCCCCCCUCAUAAAUGAUUCAUACCGUGUGUUAUCUCGGUAGAGGAGACCCAGGCAGAGAGGGUAGACAGCUCUGAUCCUCUGCCUACCCCUCCUGCUCCGCUCUGGGCUUGCCUUGCUGGCCCGCCUGCCUGUCUGUCUGGAUCUCUGGCUCCCUUUCCUCUUCUUGUCGCCUCUCGGUGUGUUACCUUUCUUUCUUCUACCUCAACACCCCCACCUUUAUCCUCCUCUCCUCUUUCGCUCAUUUCCCACCUUCCUCUCUCAUAUCACCCCUCCCCUCCCUCUUCCUCCCACUACCCUCCUCCCCCCACCCCCAUGUCUCCCGAGUCAGGCUCUGCACUGAAUUUUUCAUCACAAGCCACCUGCUGCCUGCCAGAGCCAGAGAACGCUGCCACCAGAGAAACCGACAGAGGACUCGGCUUCUGACAUAAAGGGAGGAAUAACAGCAGCAGCAAAAGAAAAUCCAGACUAAAGAUGGGUAGCGAGACAAUACGCCUGCCAGUGCGAGAUUAGCUGGAGCUUUUUCUCCUGUUUUCUAACAAAAGGAGAAACUGUCCUCAGGAGUUAAUUGCGUUCAAUUGCUGUAAUUGCUUUCUUUUUUUACCUUUUUAAGCAUUUAUCCGACACUCUUCUCCCUAAAAGAAAUACUGGAACUGUUUUCUUCCAGACAUUUUAUAAGAAAGGCAAUAAGGAUUAGAAUCCUACCUAUUGUCUUUAGCUGCGUGGCAACCCUAAAACAGACAUUAGUAACUUACUCAAAGGGCUAAUUAGCUCGCCAGAACAUCGCUAGCAGUCACUUUUGCUCUCUGAAUUAGCUAGCAUGCUAACCGUCAGUUAGCGGACAGCUACCUUCGUGCCUGAAGGCACAGUAGGCUCACACUGCUGAAUCAAAAAGGGGAUUUGGAUGAAUCAACCUCUGUAGUUACAUGUCCUAUUUUGUGGAGCAGUGAGUUGUACAAAAAACAGCCAGGUAGCAUAAUUAGCUUCCUAAUUAGUUUCACAGAUUUGUUUGCCUGGAAAAUGUGAUAAAUGCUCGCGUGACUGGGCCUCAAAACAGGACAUUUCUAAGAGACAAUCUGCUUUCUAAAUGCAAUGAUGACCACAAAUGAAAUGUUAGCUAACCUCCACUCCAAAAGAGUGCAGACAGAAAUCUUAAAGCCUAGAAAAAUUCGUAAAAAUUAUCUGAAUUUCUUUUAUUUGGGUGAACCUAUUAAACAAGUCUCUUUUUAAUUCUGGUUCAUGACUGCCCACUGUUUCCCGUAGCUUAAAAUCAGGACAAAAAGACCUUGGAAAUUGAUGACGCACGCUUAAAAAUCCCUGCCACCAGCCCACCACUUUAAUUGUUGCAGUAGGUGUGUGAACCUUCCCCGCAUUGACAUCCCUAAUGUGUGAGACAUGAUGUUCUCUGCCGGUGAGCAGACAAAUGAGAUCGAGCCGAGGUGAAACUUAAAAACAAAAGGGAAAUACAAAACAAAUAUAAAAGACGGCCAUCAUCGAGCUGGGGAAAACAAAACAGGCGGGGUGUAAUUGCCCUUCACUCCUACACACUCCAUAUGCAGAGCAAAGCCGCACGACAUGCAUUAUCUCCCGUCGGUUAGUGAAGCCCCGUGCUGGGGAAGCCACCGGCUGAGUAGAGGUAAUAAAUGAAAGUAAGAAAAUGAAGAACAAAUGAUAUUAAUGUCAUUUUCCCGUGUUUAAACCUGCAUUUUUACCCGAGGAACGUUCACAAUUCUACUCUAUUAUAAGCUAAACUUUAAAAACGUCUGCAUUUUUUAUGUUUUUCGAUUUAACGUCACACACGCAAUAAGGAACUGUUACCAAAUAAUAAAAGCAGUGUAGUUGAGGGUAAAACAUACCUCCACUCGUUGGUUUUUUAAGUGAAAAGGUGUUUGGUUGUAGCGGCCUGCACUUCCUGCUGUGAACACUAGGGCGCCUCUUUCAGCUUUUUUAGAAGGCUUUAUUCGACCUUUGCUUAAAACGUCAUAAACUACGGGGUCUGAUAUCGAUAAGUGCCUGAUAUAUAUCACAAUAUUUUACACAACGAGGGACACGAUGUGAUUUGUUUGUCAGUGACGGUGUGAGUUUAAUAUCAUAUCAAAAUGUGUCAUUCGAUGGGGUACUCCUUCCUGAAGCUGUUUUUAUUUUAUGUACCAACAGAGCCAACACAUACUAUUUGUAUCCUGUUUGACAUUGCCUUCAACCAUGCUGUAACAUGACGUGUGUUUUAAAGUAUAAAAAGAAAAUGGAAGCUGAUGAUGUGCAAUUGUUUGUGCGAAACUUUUACAUGAUAUAUUAAGAAAUGUAUGCAGCCACUUUUUCCCUGUACAUAUCAAAUUUAGAAUAAAACGGAAGGCUGUUCCAUCCUGUUUACAACCUC
Messenger RNA from Eleginops maclovinus (Patagonian blennie), 7575 nucleotides. RefSeq names its product partitioning defective 3 homolog. Gene Ontology annotation, cellular component: adherens junction; apical junction complex; apical plasma membrane. The coding region runs from base 247 to 4506 and encodes 1419 amino acids. The transcript is spliced from 26 exons. NCBI's taxonomy places the organism in Eukaryota, Metazoa, Chordata, Actinopteri, Perciformes, Eleginopidae. Gene Ontology annotation, biological process: establishment or maintenance of epithelial cell apical/basal polarity; cell adhesion; microtubule cytoskeleton organization. Gene Ontology annotation, molecular function: phosphatidylinositol binding; protein binding. The record is from RefSeq and is a predicted model, not a curated record.